CCUAAUUCGAGCGAAUCGGGGGCGCGCGGGGAGGACGUGGUUCUUGCGGCGUUCGGAAUCCGAGUCUGGUCGGAUUUUUCUUUUGGUUUUUCGUUUGAGGUGGAGAGAUUCGAUGGGAGAAGGCGAGGCGGGGAGUCGUCUCCGAAGAGGCAGCAAUCGGAGGCGGGAGGGAGCGCCCCGGAGAACAGUGGCGCGGGGAAGAGAUUGGCGGCGAGGCAGCUGGAUUUCACGCGGGGCGGGGGCGGGGGCGGGGAGAGGGAGGGCGUGGUGCUGCCGGAGCAUCCGCAGCCGGCGGCCGCUGCCGCGGCCGCCGCGACGCAGCCGGCGCAGGUGGUGGCGCUGCCGCUGCCUCCUCUGCAGGCUUCUCAUCCGGCAGUGAGGAGAAUGGAAUCUCCGAAGGCGAGACCAAGACCCAAUGUGGAAGUGAAAGAGGGCACUCCAAAGAAGCAAAAGCAGUGCAACUGUAAACACUCACGUUGUUUGAAGCUUUACUGCGAAUGCUUUGCAUCUGGUAUCUACUGUGAUAAGUGCAACUGCUCAAACUGUCACAACAAUGAAGAAAACGAAGCUGCAAGACGAGAAGCUGUUGAAGCUACGCUAGAACGUAAUCCAAAUGCAUUUAGACCUAAAAUUGCAAGCAGUCCUCAUGGACCAAGGGACAGAAGGGAGGAUGCCGGGGCCUUGGGGAAGCACAAUAAGGGCUGCCACUGCAAGAAAUCAGGCUGCCUCAAAAAGUACUGUGAGUGCUUCCAGGCCAACAUCCUUUGCUCAGAAAAUUGUAGAUGCAUGGACUGCAAGAAUUUUGAAGGAAGUGAAGAGAGACAGGCUCUUUUCCAUGGGGACCAUGCCAACAACAUGGCAUACAUUCAGCAGGCUGCAAAUGCUGCCAUCACGGGAGCAGUUGGAUCAUCUGGUUUUGCAUCCCCGCCUUUGUCCAAAAAAAAGAAAGGUCAGGAACUCUUCUUUGGUUCAAACUCGACUGUCAAGGAUCCAUCCAUUCAAAGACUUGGGCAAUUUCCACAGCCAAACAAUACAAAAGCCACUGCACCUUUCUCCUUGUCAUCUGCACCUGUUACCCAUGGCGUUAGCAAUACAUUGUCAGCUCCUUCAAAAUGUACAUACAGGUCCCUGUUAGCAGAUAUCAUUCAACCACAGGACGUAAAAGAGCUUUGCUCUGUUCUAGUGGUGUUAUCAGGCGAAGUUGCCAAGACACUUGCAGAAGAAAAGAAUGCAAAAGAAAAGCAGGUGGCAGAUCAGACAGAAGCUUCUCUUGCUUCAUCGACACAAGACAGGACUCAAAGCCUGAAGGAUCCUGAUGGCGGGAAAACAGCAGCUGACAAUUGUUCGAGCUCAAGCCAGGUUGAUAAAAGUGGUCAUGAGGAAUCAGUCUCAGACAGUGCCGAAGCACCAAAUGGAAGACCUGUGUCUCCUGGAACUUUGGCUUUGAUGUGUGAUGAACAAGACACAAUGUUCAUGGCAGCUGCUUCCCCUAGUGGGUUGAUGGGCCACGACUGCAAUUCAUCUUCACAGGUUUCUCAUGGACAAGGCAUAACAGAGGUCUACGCGGAGCAGGAAAGGAUUGUCCUGGCGAAAGUGCGAGAUUGUCUAAAUAAACUCAUCACUUUCGGAGAAAUAAAAGAGACCAAGUACUCCUCAUUAGCAAGAACUGAAUUGGGACUUCAAAAGGACCCCAUCUGUAACGGAGGUGCAAAUGGAAAAAUUGACACAGGACAUCAACCAUGGUUGGAAAGCAAUAGCAUCGCCAGAACUAGUGUUCCACCGCCUUUAUCGACUCAGGUGGUUUCCACAGCAGUUAGCACUUCUCGUACGGACAAUUCCAAUAUGUCACGUGCUCUUGAGAAUGGAUCUAUCCAACCAAAGGUUGAACAGAUUUGAAGCGAGUUUUAAGCAAAAGAGUUUUGUAAUGAGUGAGCACGGAUUGCUAUGGCAUCGAUACGCAAUUAAACAUAGUGCACAGAUGAAAGUCCUAGCAAAGCAGAUGGAACACAAGCAAUGGAGAAGUUCACUGCAGACUCUUGUUGCGGUGCCAACAUGAUUCCAUUAUGGUUUACCGUGGCCAUAUUAUUCACUUCACUCGAUUUUAGUGUUGAGUUUUGAUUUGAUUUGUAAGAUUAGGAUUGAGAAUGCACCUGAAGAUGCACAGGAUAUAACCUCCUUGUACGUGCUGAGGUGACGUGACUUGUACCCUCCGAUGUAAAGAUAUACUCAAUUAUUUAACUGAGAUAGGGUAAUUUGAUAAUUUUCCUACACUUUUGUAUCUCAAAGAGAAGAUGGAAUGAAGAUACUGUGUAUCCAUUUUUUUGGGUUUUUCUA
Molecule: messenger RNA, 2334 nt
Organism: Eucalyptus grandis
Lineage: Eukaryota; Viridiplantae; Streptophyta; Magnoliopsida; Myrtales; Myrtaceae
Product: protein tesmin/TSO1-like CXC 5
Exons: 8
Coding region: 385-1896 (503 amino acids)
Biological process (GO): regulation of DNA-templated transcription
Cellular component (GO): nucleus
Source: RefSeq, a predicted model, not a curated record